ACUUUUGAUGCAAGCCAGCCAUUGUGUGCGGAAGCCGGCAUCGAAGUCAAAUUUUUUGCCGUUAAAAUGCCCAAAGAGAGACCCCCCGUCUUCACGCUUCACCCUCGGUCUCGGUUUUGUCCGUUCCACAAUUUUGCCCCUCCCCGGCGAGAUCCGGGACACAAGAAAAGAGGACGGUGGGAUCUCCGUCCUUCGAUCCACCUUUGGUCUCCCUCUCGUCGGUGGAUCGGUGGCGCUCGAUUUCUCCAAGAAUCCUCGCUCCCUUCUCACCUCACGAUCAUUCCGGCGAUCCAGAUCUAUUCCCAAGCUACUGGUAUGGGAGACAAAGAAGUUACUGGUGAAUCAAACAUCACUGCUCUUUUAUCUUCUGCACCUUAUGAUCAGUGGAUUUUGAUCCACUCUUCUGGUUGGUGCCCACCAGCUCGUUAUAAGCAUGCAGCAGAAGUGGUCCAAGAAAAGCUCUAUGUUAUUGGAGGGAGUCGCAAUGGCCGAUAUCUAUCAGAUAUUCAGGUUUUUGAUUUGAGUACUUUCAAAUGGUCCACUCUAAGCCCAAAAUUAGACCCCAAAAGUUCAAAUUUGGAGAACAAUACCUCAGAGGAAACAUUCCCAGCAUCUGCAGGCCAUAGUUUGGUUAAGUGGGAAAACAAACUUCUGAUUGUCGCUGGAUAUUCCAAGGAACCGUUGGAUACUGUGACAGUUUGGUCGAUUGAUCUAGAAACACACUACUACUCUGUUGUAACGACCAAUGGGAAAAUUCCAACUGCUCGAGGUGGUCAAUCUGUAACUUUGGUUGGCUCCAAAUUGAUUAUGUUUGGUGGAGAAGACCGUAGGAGGAGGCUACUGAAUGACCUCCAUAUUCUUGAUUUGAAGACUAUGACAUGGGAUAUAGUGGAGGCAAAGAAAACAUAUCCAGCACCAAGAUUUGAUCACAUAGCUGCGGUGCAUGAUGACCAAUAUCUUCUGAUCUUUGGUGGUUCUUCUCAUUCAACCUGUUUCAAUGAUCUUUAUCUACUUGACUUGCACAGUAUGGAAUGGUCUCAGCCAGAAACUCAGGGUACAUAUGUGACUCCUAGGGGAGGUCAUGCUGGCACUACUGUUGAUGAAAACUGGUAUAUAGUUGGCGGUGGAGAUAAUCAAAGUGGUGCUACCGAAACCAUUGUCUUGAACACAUCGAAGUUUGUGUGGUCAGUGGCCACAAGUGUAAAGCAACGUGAUCCACUUGCCAGUGAGGGCCUUACUAUUUGCUCAACAACAGUGGAUGGUGAGAAGCUUUUAAUUGCCUUUGGUGGUUACAAUGGAAAGUACAACAAUGAGGUGUUUGUUUUGAAACACAAGCCAAGAGAUUCAAUACGUCCGAGGCUUCUUCAAUCACCAGCUGCAGCUGCUGCAGCAGCUUCUGUCACUGCUGUUUAUGCUGUGAUAACUGCAACUGAUGACAAGAACAUAUAUGCCACUGGUAUCAAGGGAGCCCAAGCUGAGAGGUCUGCUGAGGUUGUUGCUGUUGACACGCAUGCAAUUACUGCAGAAAAGAAGAUGUUGGAGUCCAGGCUAGUGGAAGUAAGAGAUGAAAACUCAAGACUACAAGCCAGUCUUGAUGAGAUGAACAAUUCCCAUACUGAAUUAUUAAAGGAACUAAAAUCAGUCCAAGGUCAACUGGCGGCUGAGAGUGCAAGAUGCACGAAAUUAGAGGCACAAAUUGCAGUGAUGCAAAAUAGGUUGGGAGCACUUCGUUCUGUAGAGCACGAGCUCGAAGUCCUACGGCAUCAAAAAUCUCAAAUGGAACGAGAUAUGACCGCUGCUCAGAGGAAACAAUCGGGGGGUGUUUGGCAGUGGAUGACUAGCUCUGCUCAGAACUUUGAAGAAUAAAAGCAAUUGGAUAAUUCUCAGGGGUCCCAUGAGACAACAAUUCCUCAUCAAGCACAUGGUUGUACUCAGUCUCAGGAGAUUCAUAAUAGAAGAGGAGAGCUGCUACAUCUUGGAGGAAAUAGCCCGAUGAUUUUGAGCCACCAACUGCUUUCUCAAGAUUUUGCCUGCAGUCGAUCUUGGGAUGGCAUCUAUGAAAGCAACUCGUUUAACCUUCUUGUAAGGAGCAACCUGAUAAUGUUUCCACAGGAUGGUGCUUGAAAGUUCAGUUGUCUACUAGAAACAUUACACUAAAUCAAAUGCAUACAGGUGAGCCAUUUGUGUAGUUUAGUUGGAGGGUGCGCAUUCCAUGAUAAAACCCAGAUCAUUAUGAUUAUUUAAAUUGUUUAAUAGGACUAUCAAAGAAAGAAAUACAAAAUCCAAGAUCUUUCAUUCAUCAUGUCUUAUUGGUUCUUCAA
Molecule: messenger RNA, 2321 nt
Organism: Phoenix dactylifera (date palm)
Lineage: Eukaryota; Viridiplantae; Streptophyta; Magnoliopsida; Arecales; Arecaceae
Product: Galactose oxidase/kelch repeat superfamily protein
Molecular function (GO): protein binding
Source: RefSeq, a predicted model, not a curated record